AUGGUCGAGACGGGAAGGGCCAAAGCUGCAAGGCUCGCCCGGAAUGUGGCGGAACGCAAGACCGAAGCUCAAUCACAGUAUUCACUUCUCCUCCGCCUACCUGCAGAGAUCAGACUGAUGAUCUACAAGGAGGCGUGGACAACCGUCAGGCCUUUUGAGUAUGACAUGGAAGCUCAGCGCGAGGGAAAACCAGUUGGCGACUAUAUAAAGCUGAUUCAUGCUUUAAUCUCCGUUUGCCGACUCGUACGACACGAGGUUCUCCCCGAAUAUUUUGCUCGGACGCAGGCCCACGUUCUCUACGCCGACGGCAUCUACCGCUGCGGGGGGGAUGUGCGAGUCCUUGCCGCCAUGCGAGACAUGAAGCAAUCCAGACUCUUCACGGAGCAUCUCAAGCACGUGCGCUUGCACUGGCUGACCGAAAGUACCUGGCGUACCUGGCUGAACUGGCUCAUCUGGUGGGACAUGGGCGAUCCCGACGCUAAAGAGCGGGAGGAAGCCCGGCUCGCCAUGUCUGAGCAGGAAGAAAGAGCACUGCGCCAAGUGGAUACCUUGGCGUGGCUCGCUGGUUUGAAAAGCCUGCAGACGUUGGAGAUUGCCUUCAUUGACACCAGAUGCCGGAUGGGUAACGAUCCUGCCGUAUACUUUGGCCCCGACAGUGUGGCAUGGCGAGAGCUGCUGAAACUGCCCAAACUAGACCGUAUCUCCUUCCUGGUUUACUGCAGACGCCCGUAUGAAUGGAAGGGCUCGGGAAGGUCUGUGGGCCGUAAGGAGAUACUUGAGGAGGGUCUCUUGAAGGAUCCUGCUGCAAAUCAUUACGCGUCUCCCAAAAUUUUCUCCUUCCCUGCCGAGUCCAGGCUCCAAAUCUACCGCGAAGCAUGGACCGUCAAUGAGGAGGACUAUUGGAUCAACAGGGGCUUUCCGGCUUUGUUCAAAUGCGCCGACUACUUCAAGGCUCAGCAAAAAGCACUCCUCAAACUGCAAUUGCUGUCCCGCCGUAUCUGA
Messenger RNA from Neurospora tetraspora, 1002 nucleotides. RefSeq lists its product as uncharacterized. Lineage: Eukaryota; Fungi; Ascomycota; Sordariomycetes; Sordariales; Sordariaceae. Bases 1 to 1002 code for a protein of 333 amino acids. The record is from RefSeq and is a predicted model, not a curated record. The transcript is spliced from 3 exons.